CCGCUCGCGCGCUUUGAUCCUUCAUUCUUUUUCGAGUUCUUUCGUCGUUUAUCCCAUUGGAGGAGGCUGCAGCUACGUAGGUGACCAGUUUUAUCAAAAUUUGUCGAAACGGCUCUACGUUCAUCUUUAGAGAGCGAAGAAGGCGCCGCACAGAACAUCUUUUUCCGACUUUGCGCGCGCGACUGCCUGCGCAGUCCUCGGGACGCCAGAAUGCCUAGUGCUUCCACGGGCGGCGUGUCGUCUUGGAAGACGUUUACAUUUCUGGCUUUCUACGUCAUCGUGGAUGUGGCGAAAAAUCGGGCCAACGAUACCUGCGUGAAGGGCACCGCGGUAUUUGAUUUUUUUUUUAAACUGCGGAACCAGGUUGAUCUAGUUCGACGUUUUGAACUAUCACCUGAGGUUAACGGCAACGACCCCAGGCAAGAAUCGCAAUACGUCUCUGUGGCUUGUAUGGAAACGCACAACUAGAGGCAUAGUUGUACGAGUUCAGCCCCCUCUAUUUCGAAAAGCAAUAACCACGUAACAAUUUUCGUAUUACUAAGCUUUCUUUCGUUCUCUUCCCCAGGUGCUGCCGCAGAGCCUGCCCGUGACGGUGGCGUGCGUGUCCCUGGUGCUCUCCAUUUGCACUUCAUUCUUCAAAGGCGGCAUGGACCAGGUGCGGCACUGCUUCGAGGUGUCGCUCUGGCUGCAGAACCUGCCGAUUGCGGUCUUCUUCGCCAUUUCUCAAUCGAUGGCCGUGCUGUAUUGCGAGGAAAAAUCCCCCCUCCCCAUUUUGAAAAAGACAUUUGUGAUGCUGAAUUUGCGUAAACAAAUCGCGAAAAGACCAAGAGACAUUGUUGCGACCUGAGUUGCAGGCUAUUUGUCAUGCUGUUUGCCACUUCCACUCGCCUCCUGUCAUUCGAAAGAUGCAAGGCUUUCCCACGCCAGCCAGCACUACAGUCCGCAUCUUUUGCCUUCUAGCAUGACAACGCGAUUGGUGGUAGCAAAUCAUGCUACACAAGUCCCGUUUUAGUAUGGGGAGGGGGGAUUUUUCAUUUUGAUAUGCUGCAGAUGGUGUUUCUCACCGCGGGCAUGGCGAAGAUCACCCAGCAAGUGCGGCUCCCGAUGAACGUGUUCCUCGCCUUCUUCGUGUCCGGGCGGAUGCACACGUUCCGCCAGGUCACGGCGGUGGUUAUGCUGGCGUUGUCGGUGGCGCUCUUCCAGUUGAACCAGUCUGGGGCGGACGCCGGCAGUCCGCACGGCGACCAGCGGUAUCAAAUGCAAAAAUGUCUCGGUCUGGAAGAAUGCAUGUUUGUCAUGCUGUUUUUGGACUCUAAAAAAAAUUUGUAUUGCAUGACCAGCAAGAGGAGUCUAGUUUGUGCUACGCGGGGAGGGCGUUUGUCAUGCGGAGUAGGCAUCAGGAAGCCCUCUAAAGAUCUGCGAUGCUAGGUCGUGCAUUGCAGACAUUCUGGGUCAUGAAAAAUAUGCAUGACAAACCUGGCAACCUCCCAGACCCAGACACUUUUGCAAUGGAUAAGCGGAUCGGCAUCGCAAUCUCCGUGCUGGGGUCGCUGGGCAGCGUGCUCGGGUGCCUGCUGUCGGAAAAAAUAAUGAAGCGGGACGUGCACACGCCCUUUUACGUCCAGAAGUUCCACCAGGAGACCGGGGGGCUGCUGGUCAGCGCGGUCCUGCUCUUUGCGCUCCCCUGGCUCGGCCACGUCAUCGACCAGAUGGAAAACACGCCGCACGCCACGCACGCGCUCAAAAACUCCCUUUUCAGUUACAAGGCGGUUUUCGCCGUGCGGAAAGACGUAGAAGGUAUAGUACGCUGCCGUGUGCUUGCUCUUGAAUAGAAAAAAAAAACCUCUCCGCUAUAAGUACUUAUUAUCGUUCGCGGUUGUAGUAUGUACGGACGAUAGUCUGUACCAAAACUCCGGUAGUAGGAGUUGUAAGCCCGGUGGAGCGCGUAGCUUUGCGCAGCUAAGGGCUUUUUGCAUGAUGUACAGCGCCCUUGGUCCUCGUUGCCAUGAAACCACUUACUAUGAAGUAAGUAGGUAAAUGUUGCCCGCGACCGAACCACAUCAACAGGUCCUGCGCAGAAGCUUUUUGACUACAGCGGAGACCGGUUCAAUUCGCUAGCGGAGUUCAGUGCUCACGAAAACAGGGAGGCGACGCUGCUGCAACUCCGGGAAUCCGCCGAUAUCCUGAGUAAAAACGUACCCACACCAGAGUCAGGAUGUGGAUUUUGCAACACAAACCUAGGAGUUUUGUGAGUCACGCAUGACAAGUUGCACUAUGCAGUGUAGUGCAGGUUAGCAAGUGCAGCCCGCAUCACAGAUUCAUCUGCUCAUCCUGUUCACAGCAUCACAAAUUCCAAAACACGACUGGAAAUGGCUCUCAUGGGGAUGCGCAUUACAAGUCUUCCUGUCUUUGCAAAUCUGCAUUACAACUCUGGUGUGGGGACGUUUUUACUCAGGAUAGCCGACCAGGAGGAGUUUGUGGAGUUUGGCGAGCGAAUAUGAUAGUGGUACACAACUCCCCCACCUCUCCCUUAUUUGUCAUGCAAAAUACCAAAUGGUCACCAGUUGCCUAUUGGGACAGCUCGCAUGACAGGUUCCGGAAUGAUCCAUAACAGCACUAGAAAAUGAAAUCGGUCGUCAAUUUGUCAUGCAAAGCUGCAUCUGCGCCGGAGCUUGUGUUGCUGUGGAUGGCAACAUCCAAUUAACGGGGAGGGGGACCAGUUGUGCACUCUCAUAGCGGAAGGACUUGACUGUCCACAUCGCCCUGGAGAGGCUCGCGAAAGUUGCGGAGAGUGCGCGGCGAGCGGCGCUGUACGCGCCGUACGCCCGGCAGCUGAAGUGCGUGGGCGCCACCGAGUUUUUCGACCAGGUGGCAUUCGUGGCGGACAAGCUGCCGGAUACCUGGCUCGGGGUCUAUGUCCGGAAGAGCAGGGAGGGUUUUAAAACAUCAAGCAUUGAAAAUAAUAAUAUUCAUCAACCCGCUCUCGUCGGUCCGAGCGGGGGCAGCGGCGAAGUUCACGGCGGGACGAGUCUUGCAAUGGAAGGGGACGACAACAAAAGGCAUGCAGAUCACGAGUCAACUAUAGAACUGAUAGCCCCCGCAAGUAGAACCGAAACAAACUCUCUUUCCCCGGUCGCGGCAGAACAUCAAAGCCUCCACUUUCUCGGUCCAGCUUCUAGUACUACGACGCCAUCGGGAGCAGCAGGUGACAGCACAUCAAGUAGUCAACAUGAUCUCGGUACAGAUCCGUUUUGCAAGAGCCUCUCGCUGGGACGCGAGGCGUGCUUUCUGUUCGCGGAGACGCAGCAGCGCUGGGAGCUGCGGUUCCGGUCGACCAACACCACGUCGCAAUCGGAACGCUGGUCCUCUGCAGUGGUGGUAUCGAGCGAGAAGGAGCUCGGCGCUCGGGGGCUGGAACACGCGGACAGCGCAACGCCACCGCGGUGGCAGUACAGCGCGCUAGUAGAAACCGCGUUUCAAGAACACCUGUUUCCAGAAAAGCAGGAAGUAGCGCAAAUUUCAAGUUCAACAACCGAUAGUGCGGGUAGUAGCAGUAGUAGUAGUCCAUCUAUCAGCAAUAGUGCGCUCGCCGCAGGAGAGCAACAGAAACUACAGCAGGGGCUAUCACAACUUGCAGCAGAAAAUAGGCGAAUAGAAUCCUCACCCAAUGACAAGCUUCUCUUCCGCAACGAGCUAACGCAAUUCUGGCACAGAAACAGCGACCGAUGGAAGCGGAAAGAUGACGAGAAUUUUGCGAGUAGUGGAGAAAGAGACACAUCACACGAGGUGGACGCAGCUGCGGCAAAAGUAGAAUCCGCUACCGCUUCGAGCGAAGUAGAUGACACCUCAAUAUUACCGGCCGACACUCGCGUAGCUAGUACUUCCCCGAAAGAUAAAAACACCAGGAUUUUUGACAGCACCGCGAUUGUAGUUCUGCAGGGAGCCACAGCGCCGGGGUUGCCGAUAGCGCCGGGUUCCCGCGACCGCGUUUGCAGCCCUUCGGUGUGCCCAGAGAAGGACUUUCGGGGGUAUCGCUAUUUGUUUCCGGAGGAUAAGGCGGAGCAGUGGAGCCAAGGCGUGCUGCAGGUGUACGACCGUGGAUUUUUCGCCGGCUGGGAUUUGUCGGUGUUCUACACGCUACUCUGGAUGGUCAUCUCCUUCUGGCAGGCGGGACUAUUGGUAGGCGAUCUUUAUUGUCAAUUAAAUAUUGAAAAAAAUAAAAAGUGGAAAGAGCCACGCCUUCUAUAGGAAAAAGAAAGAGUGAAGCCACGACAUCCAUGAUCCGUGCGCAUGGCUACUUCUUACUAGAAUGCUGUCCAAGAGCUGCUGCCCAACAGGUGGAACUGCGAAUAAAAAACUCACUUUGUGAUCUAUCCAGGUAAAAUAUCUCUCGUCGCUGUGGAAAAACGUGGGGCAGUGCGUGUGUACAGUGGUCCUCUGUCUGUGGGAGGUCACCGUGGUGCGGCCGCUAUCAAAUGCAAAUAUGUUUGGGUCUGGAAAAGCGCAACGUUCUUUCCCCUGCACAUUUUACAUGACGCAUGAUGUCUCUGAUGUGUGUCCUAGCAUCACAGAUUUUCUGAGUCCUUCUUGAGGCCCAUUCCGCAUGAGAAACUCCCUCUCCGCAUAGCAAAACCUGGACUCCCUUUGCUGUGCACGCAACACAAAUUUGUUUCGAAUCCAAAGCCAGCGUCACAAGUUGCAUCUUUCCAGACCCAGACCUAUUUGCAUUUGAUACCCGCCGGAAGGCGACUACUCGCCCACUCGGAUCAUCACACUCACCAUAGUAUCCCACAGCAAAAAGCUGGCAGGGCAUAUUUGUAAUGCAAAAAUAAACACACAGAAAAAUCUGUCAUGGGCGACCUCGUAGCAUGCUAUUUAGGAUAUGCAACACAAAUUCUCUUGUCUAUUUAUUUUUGCAUUACAAAUAUGAACUGGCUGCCAGUUUUUUUCAGUGUGAUACCUAGGCGCCUUGGUGGUCGUCAGUUGGGUCGUGGUUUUUGGUUGGUUUUUAUCCUGUGCAAAAGUGUCGUACUCGUAGUAAUCGCAGUCAUGCAUUACAAAUCUUCGCCCCAAGGUAAAACAGCAUGACAAAUUCCAUUUGUCACGCUGAGCUAAUUUGUCAUGCGAUUUAUACUAGUAUGAUACUUUUGCAAUGCAUAGUUUUCCGAGCAGGGCAGCGCCGGCCCGGCGACGGGCAAGCGGAAACGGGACACCACCGAUCGCCAGGAGCGGGUCCUCGUUUCGGUCUGCAGCUCCGAUACGGGGUCGUCGGACGAUAUACACACGGCAUCCGACGGAAGCAACCGCCGAGCACCGCUGCUCAUGGAAAUGGAAGACAAAGCGGGGGCAAAGGGCUGAUGGAUGCCAAGAUCAGCUUGGAAAUAUUGUGCACCUCACGCACCAUAUAAUGACCUUUCAUGAUGCAACCCGAAGACAAAUUUUGCAUGUAAAUGAAUGUUACGUCCACUACGUCGAGCGGUUUAACUUCAUGAAAAGCGUUUAUUUUGCUCGGACAAGAGAAUACAGAAUGAAGAAAUAAACACAUGUCAACAUGCACCCCUUGUACUUACAACGGGUGUCGUGCGCAAAAAAAAAAAUGAAAGAAAGGGCUCGUCAACCUUUCGACCCCGGAUGCUGAAUCACAAGAGUUAUUAGUCAAUGACUACUUUGCUACAUUCAUCUACUUCAGACCUACAAAUGCCAUCUCGGACAAAUAAGGCCAUUUGGUACAGUUGUGAAAUUGAGAAAGAAAGGGACGAUUUGGGCGAGCUGCUUUUGGAGUUCUACUCCUAGCAGGAAAU
Amoebophrya sp. A120 is the source of this 5801-nucleotide messenger RNA. Lineage: Eukaryota; Dinophyceae; Syndiniales; Amoebophryaceae. The record is from the annotation of a GenBank genome assembly.